Molecule: messenger RNA, 1709 nt
Organism: Periophthalmus magnuspinnatus
Lineage: Eukaryota; Metazoa; Chordata; Actinopteri; Gobiiformes; Gobiidae
Gene: slc60a1b
Product: major facilitator superfamily domain containing 4Ab
Exons: 10
Coding region: 20-1570 (516 amino acids)
Biological process (GO): transmembrane transport
Source: RefSeq, a predicted model, not a curated record
UUCUCUCUGCUGAUACAAGAUGUUUGUGGAUGAGAGAAUAGUAACGCUCUUCAAAAGGAACGCACAUCACACGCUGACGUACUGGAGCGUGUUCUUCAGUUUUGGUUUAUGCAUCGCGUUUCUUGGACCCACCAUUUUGGAUUUGCAGUGUCAAACUAAGUCCAGCCUCAGUGAAAUCACCUGGGUUUUCUUCGCACAGCAGUUCUGUUUGUUGGUCGGCAGCUCUGUCGGAGGAGUUUUUAAGAGAACGCUGGUCAGUGCGCUCUCAGCUUUGUUCGUCUCGGCUCUCAUCAUCUCCAUAAUCUUCGCCAUCAUCCCGUGGUGCACCAACGUGCUGAUGCUGGCGGUCGCCAUGGCCGUGUCUGGACUGGCCAUGGGCGUCAUCGACACCAUCGCAAACAUUCAGCUCGUUACCAUUUAUCAGAAAGAUUCAGCUGUUUUCCUGCAGGCUCUUCAUUUCUUCAUUGGAUUCGGAGCCCUGGUGAGUCCGCUGAUUGCUGAUCCUUUUCUCUCCGAAUCGGGAUGCGGGAACCACACAGCGAACGAGACAGAGAUGAUACAUCACUUCAGGAACCUGCUGAGGCACAGUCCCAUCGUGGAGCACAACAUCACUCAGAGCACAGCGCCCCCUCAUGGUGAAGAGGAAUCCAGUGUGCAGUACGCCUUCUGGAUCAUGGCUCUCAUCAAUCUUCCUGUCCCUCUGGCCGUCCUGUACCUCAUGUAUCGGGAGUAUCUGCUCCCGUGUUGCCCCAGUGGGACGCCUCGACUUUUGGACAAAGAUGAACUGGCCAUGGAAAACCAGCCAGGGCAGGAGACUGUGGAGCCUGUGGAGCACGAGGCCGGAGGUCAUGGGGACAUCUUCAGCUGCUGUCAGAAGGACAACCUGAGCGGUUUGCCCGUGUCUUUCUUCAUGAUCCAUAUUCUCGGAGGACUGGUACUUUUUAUGACGGAUGGUAUUGUGGGGGCGUACGCUGGCUUCGUGUACACCUACGCCGUGAGCCCGCCCAUGUACAUCCCACAUAAGAUCGCUGGUUAUCUGGCCAGUAUUUUUUGGGCUGCGAUCACCGCUGGACGACUGUUAUCGAUUCCUCUUUCGUACCGUUUCCAGCCCGUCAGACUGCUCAUGUUUAACCUGGCAGGUGCCAUCGUGACGGUCCUCAUGUUGCUGAUCUUCUACACCAGCAGUGUCUUUCUGUUUGUUGGCACGUGUUUGUGUGGGCUUUUCCUCAGCAGUAUCUUCCCGUGUAUGCUUUCAUACACAGAGGACAUCCUGGAUUAUCAAGGAUGUGCCACGUCUGUGCUGGUCACGAGUGCAGGGAUGGGGGAGAUGGUGAUGCAGGUUCUUGUUGGCCAAAUUAUCCAGACUAAAGGCAGCUACAGCUUCUUGCUUUGUGGUGUGGUCAUUGCUUGCGUUGGUUUCAUUGUGUUUAUCGGACUCUUGUUAUUCCACCGGAUGCACAGGAACUACCUGACAGGGACUCAGAAAAAGUCGCCCAUGGUGGAGGAGCCCGCCCCGGAACAAAAUGGAUCUGCCAAAUCAGAACAGAAGGAGGAGAAGGGGGGGAGCUGAGAGUAUUUUUACAACUUUAUAAAAGCAAAGGUUUAAGAGUUUAUUUUGUGACUUAUAUAUGUCUUUGUAUAGACGUUCAGUAAACAUGUAUUUUGUUAAGAGGAUUUGAGAAUCAGAUGUUUCUUCUAUCAUCAAAGUG